Molecule: messenger RNA, 1413 nt
Organism: Cuscuta europaea
Lineage: Eukaryota; Viridiplantae; Streptophyta; Magnoliopsida; Solanales; Convolvulaceae
Source: the annotation of a GenBank genome assembly
UUAAACUUGAAGCCGCAUGACCGUCCUGAUAUUGUUGCAAGGGUCUUCAGGAUAAAGUUUGAAGAGUUAUUAACAGAUUUAAGGAAAAGGCAUAUCUUCGGAAAAGUUCUUGCAUAUAUGCACACAAUUGAGUUCCAAAAAAGAGGAUUGCCCCAUGGGCACAUACUCAUUUUUUUGCAUCCUUCGAACAAGUACCCAACUGCCAAUGAUAUUGAUAAGAUUAUUUCAGCAGAGAUACCUGAUGAAGAGACCGAGAAAGAAUUGUACAACCUGGUCAAAUCUCACAUGAUUCAUGGUCCAUGCGGUUUAGCGAACCCUUCAUCACCGUGCAUGCAGGAUGGGAAGUGCAACAAGUAUUAUCCUAAGCAAUUCCAGGCAUCAACGACGCUUGAUGAAGAUGGUUAUCCUAUUUAUAGGAGAAGAGCCGAUGGAAAGAAAAUCGAAAAAAAUGAUUGUAUCUUAGACAAUCGUCAUGUUGUGCCUUAUAAUCCAAAAUUGUUGUUAAAGUACCAAGCGCAUAUCAACAUGGAAUGGUGUAAUCAAAGCACUUCAAUAAAAUACUUAUUCAAGUAUAUCAACAAAGGAUAUGACCGGAUAACAGCAGUUAUUGUUCCAGCACACAAUGAUGCGUCACCCCAAAAUGAGAAUAUUGAUGAGAUCAAGCAAUAUCUUGAUUGCAGGUAUGUCUCACCAUGUGAGGCCUGUUGGAGGAUUUUUUCUUUUCCGAUUCAUGGUAGAUCUCCAGCCGUUGAAAGACUUUUCUUUCACCUUCCCAAUGAGCAAUCUGUGUUCUUUAGUGACAAUGAUGACCUUGAGUCUGUGCUCACAAGAAAAACUGUUAAAGAAUCAAUGUUUACAUCUUGGAUGCAAGCAAACAAAAUCUAUCCGGAAGGAAAAGAUUUGACAUAUGCAAAGUUCGUUUCACGAUUUGUGUAUGUAGCUAGCAAGAGGUGUUGGAAGCCAAGAACAAAGGGUUACACUAUUGGUAGACUCAUCUGGGUACCUCCAACAACAGGUGAACUAUUCUAUUUAAGAAUGAUGCUCACUGUAACAAAAGGGCCACGUUGUUAUGAGGAUAUUAGGACCGUUGCCAACAUUCAAUAUCCGAGCUUUAGAGAAGCGUGUUUUGCGGCGGGAUUGCUUGGUGAUGAUAAAGAAUACAUUGGAGCAUUAAAAGAAGUUAAAGACUGGGCAUCAGGACACUACUUGAGAAAAUUAUUUGUAACUCUGCUAUUAUCAUGCCCUGUGAGCAGACCCGAGCAUGUAUGGGAACAAACUUGGCAGUGGUUGGCAGAUGGAAUUUUGUAUCAACAGCGAAGGCUCUCAAACAUCCCAUGUAUACAAAUCAAUUAAAAAUUAGAUUAUACCUAUCAUUUGUAUCAUGACAAGUUAUUCAUGGCGUUUACCCUACCA